Molecule: messenger RNA, 2059 nt
Organism: Cicer arietinum (chickpea)
Lineage: Eukaryota; Viridiplantae; Streptophyta; Magnoliopsida; Fabales; Fabaceae
Product: protein DETOXIFICATION 34
Biological process (GO): xenobiotic detoxification by transmembrane export across the plasma membrane
Cellular component (GO): membrane
Molecular function (GO): xenobiotic transmembrane transporter activity; antiporter activity
Source: RefSeq, a predicted model, not a curated record
AUGAUUUCACUCUAUAAGGCUAUCCUACAUUAUAGAAAGAAAAGAAAAAAGAAAAAGUUAAUUAAAAAUCCUUCAAUCUCUUCUCUCACCAAAGAAAUAAACGGUUGAAGCUAAUUUAUAAAAACAAAAACACCCUUCUUCUUCUUCUUCUUCUUCUUCUUCUUCUUCUUCUUCUUCUUCUUCUUCUUCUUCUUCUUCUUCUUUUCAACCCUCUUUUUCACUUUUGCAUGAAACUUCAACUUUUGCAUGCAUGUAUUUGAUUUCACUAAAAGGUUCGUAGAAAACUGCAAAAAUAGGUAGAGAAAAUGAAGAACACAUAGCAGAGGUGAGCAAUGACUUACCCUCUGCUGAGACAUCACCUAAUGAACAGAUAUCAAAGGAAGAGGUACCAGUGUUUCAAGCUGUUUCAUCUUGUAUGGAUACAACAGAGCUUCAUCAUGCUCCUGAAGGUCUCAUUGAGACCAAUGUUGGUGAUUACUCAGGAAUAAAUAACUUUCAAGAUGUUAAAAAUGUUGUCAUUGUUGAAUCUUCAAAACUUUGGUCUAUUGCAAGCCCUAUUUGUUUUGGUAUACUAUGCAAUUAUGCAAUUAAUACCUUUACAAAUAUAUUUGUUGGACAUCUUGGUGAUUUGGAACUCACAUCAGUUUCUAUCUCUCUAUCUGUUGUUUCAAACUUCUCUUUUGGAUUCAUGCUUGGCAUGGCUAGUGCACUAGAGACAUUAUGUGGACAAGCAUAUGGUGCAGGACAAGUAGAAAUGCUUGGUGUUUACAUGCAACGUUCAAUCCUAAUCUUAUUCGGUGCAUGUUUUCUCAUCAUGCCAAUUUACAUUUAUUCAACACCAAUCUUAAUACUCCUUGGACAAGAACGUGACAUAGCAGAACUUGCUGGAGUAUUCACUGUUCAAUCCAUCCCUCAGUUAUUUUCAUUAGCCAUAAAUUUCCCUGCCCAAAAAUUCUUGCAAGCACAAAGCAAAGUUGGAAUUUUGGCAUGGUUGGGUUUCGUAUUCCUCAUUAUUCAUAUCAUGAUUCUUAUACUUUUUAUUAAAGUGCUUGGUUGGGGUACAGCUGGUGCUGCUGCAGCUUAUGAUAUAUCAGCUUGGGGAAUUGCUUUGGCUCAAAUGGUUUAUGUUGUUGGUUGGUGUAAAGAAGGUUGGAGGGGUUUGUCAUGGUUAGCUUUUAAGGAUCUUUGGGGGUUUAUGAAAUUGUCUUUUGCUUCAGCUAUUAUGCUUUGUUUGGAGGUAUGGUAUUUUAUGACCUUGAUUGUUCUCACUGGACACUUGGAUAAUCCAAUUAUUGCUGUUGGAUCACUUUCAAUAUGCAUGAAUGUGAAUGGAUGGGAAGGCAUAUUGUUCAUAGGGGUCAAUGCAGCUGUCAGUGUAAGAGUUUCCAAUGAACUUGGAUCAGGACACCCAAGAGCUGCAAAGUAUUCUGUUGUUGUCACAGUUAUUGAGUCCCUCAUCAUUGGAAUAGUAUCUGCAGGCAUUAUUCUAAUUACAAAAGAUCACUUUGCUGUCAUUUUCACUGACAGUAAAGAUAUGCAAAAGGCAGUUUCUAAAUUAGCAUCUCUUCUUGGUAUAACCAUGAUUCUAAAUAGUGUUCAGCCAGUUUUAUCAGGUGUUGCUGUAGGAGGAGGAUGGCAGGCUUUGGUAGCUUACAUUAAUCUAUUUUGUUAUUAUCUUAUGGGACUUCCCCUUGGAUUUUUUCUUGGUUACAAAGGGGGAUACAGAGUGCAGGGUAUUUGGGUUGGAAUGAUAUGUGGGACAGUUUUGCAGACAGGCAUCUUGGUGUAUAUUAUCUAUAAAACAAAUUGGAACAAAGAGGUGGAGCAAGCAUCAGAAAGAAUGAAGCAAUGGACUGGACAAGAAUCAGAAAUGAGUGACAUGUAGAAAUCCAAAAGAUUCAAAUCAUUGCAAAUUUUGUGUAUUUUUACUAGGUGACAAAAAUGUUCAUUUGUAAGCCAUAGUGGAACUUUCUUCUUAAUCAUGUAAUAAAGUGUAAUUAUGUAUGUAUAGAAAUUCUUCUUAAUCGUGUAAUAAAGUGUAACAAUGUGUUAUAGGCAA